CAACUCUUCAAUUAUUCUCAUCACCCAUCUCAGCAUGGAUCAAAGCUCAAUCAUCGUUGUCGGGGCAGGAGUCAUCGGACUGACUUGCGCCAUACGCCUCGGCCAGCGUGGCCACCCCGUCACUGUCAUAUCCAGAGAAUCCCCCGGCGACUUCCACAUCGACUAUGCUUCUCCAUGGGCUGGGGCACAUUUCCGACCGGUCCCCAUCACCAAGCCAGCGGACCGUCUCGAGCAGGGUUUGAUGCGAGAAACCUAUACCGAACUCCAAAGACUGUCGGAGAAGCAUCCCGAGGCUAGCGUCCAGUUCGUUCCUGGCGUGGAAUUCUUCGACGUGGCGGACCCGGCCUACUUCGACCCGCGUCUCACGCAGGAAAAUAGCUACGCUUCGUGGCCCGGAUUCCGCGUCCUCGAUCCUCAAGAUUUUCCUGAGGGACAUGACACGGUCAAGCUCGGGGUAACGUAUACUGCUUGGGUGCUGAACUCGCCGGUGUAUUUGAGAUGGCUUGAGCAGGAAGCGAAGAAGCUUGGCGUGAAAUUCAUACACCGAGAAUUGGCUGCUCUUGAAGAGGCGGUCUUCGUGUCUCGGGAACACGAACCAGACCGGAAUAUCCUUGCGAUCGUUAAUGCCAGUGGUCGUGGUUUCAAUGAUCCGCAUUCUUUCCCCUCGCGUGGACAGUUCAUUGCGGUGUCUAACCGGUGUGAGAAGACUGUGAGCCAUCAUUGGUCUGAUGGGUCGACUACAGUCAUUAUUCCUAGGCCCCUUGGUGGAGGCACGAUUAUAGGCGGCACAAAGGAGCCGAAGAACUGGUCGCAUUCUAUUUCCGAGAACGCAACGCUGUCUAUCUUGAUGAGGGCCGCCGCACUCUGUCCUGAACUUCUUGGAGGAGAGGCAGACACCAGCAGCCCGGCUCUGGGAUUCGACGUUCGAGAGGUGUAUGUCGCUCGACGUCCGAUGCGGCGUGGCGGACUCCGGUUGGAGACAGAUCGUCUUGUCUUUCAAGAUACAGCGGAGAAUGGUAUGACGAAUGAAGAGAAGUCUGUUCCUGUCGUUCAUUGCUACGGGGCUGGUCCGAGCGGGUUCAAGUUGAGCUGGGGUCUUGCGGAUCGUGUCGAGCGAAUGGUUCUGGCGUGUAUCGAGCAGAGCAAAACUUAGAUUUGAUAUAUUCUUGGCGCUUGUAUUUAUGGGUUGCUGCAUAUUCUGUCUGGGGAGUGUUAGUUUAAAGGUAAAAAGAGAGGACGAUUAUACGAGAUAGAGGUUCGGCACAAGUGGUAGCCUUAGGCACGACACUGCCAUAGACAACAUUCAUUCACUUG
Messenger RNA from Aspergillus homomorphus CBS 101889, 1314 nucleotides. RefSeq names its product FAD-dependent oxidoreductase. The transcript has 3 exons. The record is from RefSeq and is a predicted model, not a curated record. Gene Ontology annotation, molecular function: FAD binding; D-amino-acid oxidase activity. Lineage: Eukaryota; Fungi; Ascomycota; Eurotiomycetes; Eurotiales; Aspergillaceae. The coding region runs from base 35 to 1153 and encodes 372 amino acids.